Molecule: messenger RNA, 7251 nt
Organism: Saccostrea cuccullata (small rock oyster)
Lineage: Eukaryota; Metazoa; Mollusca; Bivalvia; Ostreida; Ostreidae
Product: kinesin-like protein KIF13B
Exons: 38
Coding region: 251-6271 (2006 amino acids)
Biological process (GO): microtubule-based movement
Molecular function (GO): ATP binding; microtubule binding; microtubule motor activity
Source: RefSeq, a predicted model, not a curated record
CUUACUUAAAAAAGUAUUAAAAUUUAUUUUUUUAGGAUUUUGAUAUAACCCCCAGAAGGUUUCUUGAUAAACGGCGGAAGUAAUUUGGUGGGAGGAAGUGCCCGGAUUAAUAUUAUGGGAAAAUGGCGAUAUACAAGACGUCGAUGUGUGUUGGUAUCGAAGUAAAUCCGGACUAACAGUAUGAGUUUUAAUUGUAUUCACUUGGACGCCUGUUUCUAGGAGAAUAUUCAUUUACAGAGCUACAUCCAAAAUGUCGACCGAAAAAGUUCGUGUGGCUGUGAGGGUCAGACCAAUGAACAGGCGAGAAAUUGACAUGUCAACUAAGGUGGUGGUGGAUAUGGAGGAAAAUCAAACCAUACUCUAUCAUCCCAGCAGCCCAGCAGAUGGCAGUGUUGACAGGAAAGCAAGUAGGAAACAACCUAAGUCUUUUGCCUUUGACAACUCAUUCUGGUCAAUGGAUGAGAAGAACCCCAAGUUUGCAGGUCAGGAACAUGUCUUUAACAGUGUUGGCAAAGAUUUACUGGAGAAGGCAUUUGAAGGUUACAAUGGCUGCAUCUUUGCCUAUGGACAGACAGGCUCUGGUAAAUCCUUCACUAUGAUGGGGAGCAUGCAGAGUGAAGGUAAAGGAAUCAUCCCCCGACUCUGUGAUCUCAUGUUUGAACGCAUCGCCAAACUACGCAGUGAAGACACCAGCUUUAAAGUAGAGGUCUCCUACAUGGAGAUUUAUAAUGAAAAAGUUCAUGAUCUCUUGGACCCUAAAGGAAGUAAGCAGAAUCUAAAAGUUCGAGAACACAACAUCCUGGGACCUUAUGUGGAUGGCUUGUCUAUGUUAGCUGUAGCAUCAUAUGAGGACAUUGACAAUCUGAUGAAUGAGGGGAACAAGUCUAGAACAGUAGCAGCCACCAACAUGAACAAUGAGAGUAGUAGAUCUCACGCAGUCUUCAACAUCGUGUUGACCCAGACCCUGACUGACCUAUCCACUGGGGUUAGUGGUGAGAAGGUGAGCAAGCUAAGCCUGGUAGAUUUGGCAGGCAGUGAGCGUGCUCAGAAAACUGGAGCUGUCGGAGAUCGACUGAGGGAGGGAAGUAACAUCAAUAAGUCCCUGACCACAUUGGGUCUAGUCAUCUCUGCAUUAGCUGACCAGUCAGCUGGUAACAAGAAGAAGGAUAAGUUUGUGCCAUACCGAGACUCUGUAUUAACAUGGCUACUCAAGGAUAAUCUGGGAGGGAACAGUAAGACUGUGAUGGUAGCCACGAUUUCCCCAGCGGCGGAUAAUUACGAGGAAACCCUGUCAACUCUGCGCUACGCUGACCGUGCCAAGAAGAUAGUGAACCAUGCGGUGGUCAAUGAGGAUCCUAAUGCUCGGAUCAUACGAGAUCUUAGAGAUGAGGUGGACAUGCUCAAACAACAGCUCGAUGAAGCUCAGAGCAUGCAGGCCCCUGCACUACAGGACAGACUUCAGGAAUCGGAGAAACUGAUCAAAGAAAUGACAAAGACCUGGGAGGAGAAACUGGCAGAGAAGGAUAAAAUUAACCAGGAGCGACAUGAAGCACUAGAGAAGAUGGGCGUCUCGGUGCAAACCUCGGGGAUAAAAGUGGAAAAAGGAAGGUGUUUCCUUGUCAACUUGAAUGCUGAUCCUUCCUUAAACGAGCUGCUGGUGUAUUAUCUGAAGGACCACACCUUAGUUGGACAACAAGAUGCUAGGGUACAACAGGAUAUACAGCUGUCUGGGCUGGGCAUCAUGCCUGAACAUUGUGUGGUAGACAUUGAGAAUGGUGAUGUUUGGCUCACACCUGUAGAAAAUGCCAGAACUUGUGUGAAUGGUUCUGUCAUCACCAAAAAGACCAAAGUGAAGAACGGAGACAGAAUACUCUGGGGAAACAAUCAUUUCUUCAGAAUUAACUGUCCUAAACAGAAUAGCCCCCAGUCUCAGCUGACAGAACUGGACCAAACCAUUGACUAUAACUUUGCUCAGCAGGAGCUGAUGAUGAACGAGUACUCUAAUGACCCAAUACAGGAAGCCAUCUGUGAUCUGGAGAAGCAGUAUGAAGAGGACAAGCAGGAGGCUUUAGAGAAGCAGAGACAGGAGUAUGAACAGAGGAUGCAGAUUCUGAGGAACCAAAUUAUGUCCCCUGGUACCCCCAGUAAUCCCUAUCUCAAUUUCAACAGCCUCACUCCCACUGGCACAGGUUCCCAGAAUACACUACAGAGGAAGUAUCAGAAGUGGGCAGAAAAGAGAAAGAGCAACUUAAAGAACAGUUUACAAGUCCUCAGAGAGGAGGUACUGAAGGCUAAAGCUUUAGUGAGGGAGGCCAAUGUCUUAUCUCAAGAGAUGGGCAAGAGAACCGAAUUCCAGGUCACACUACAGAUUCCAGCCAGCAGUCUUAGUCCAAAUCGCAGGAAAGGGAAUGGUUUUGUCAGUGAGCCAGCCAUUUUGGUAAAGAGAAAGAACCGACCUAAUCAGAUCUGGUUGAUGGAGAAGUUGGAGAACAAGAUAAUAGACAUGCGUGAGAUGUACGAGGAGAGGAAGUCCUCCGGCCAGCCCCUCAUGGUAGAGGACUCUGACACUUGGGAUGAUAGUCCGGUAGUAAAGGGUGACCCAUUUUAUGAGUCCCAGGAGAACCAUAAUUUGAUUGGUGUAGCCAAUAUCUUCCUGGAAUGUCUCUUCCAUGAUGUUUCUUUGGAUUAUCAUGUCCCAAUCAUUAGCCAACAAGGAGAGAUUGCUGGAAAGUUGCACAUCCAAAUCGCUAAGCUAGGUGGCUCUUGCCUUGAGCGUUAUGGUGAUACAGCGAGUGAGGACAAUGAAGUAUCUGAUCCCGCGAUGACAGCAGGGGGGCCUAUGAUUGUCAGGCUGAACAUUCUGUCAGCUAAGGGCCUGCCUUCAUCCAUGUCUAACUUUGUUUUCUGUCAAUACACUUUCUGGGGCCAGGAGGAGUCGGUGGUCGUGCCUCCUCAGAUAGACCCCGACAAGGUAGAACGCCAGAAUUCCACCGGGGACACGGUCUGUGUCAAAUUCCAGCACCGAAAGGAUUUCAAAAUCAACAUAACAGAAGAGUUUGUAGAGAACUGUCAGGAUGGGGCUCUGUCAGUAGAAGUAUGGGGUCAUAGAGUCACAUCCACAGGCAACACCGAGACGGACAUAGCUAAAACAGUCAAAGCCAAAACUCGCUCUCUCACCGAAAGAUGGAAUGAGGUGAUGAGGAAACUGGAAUUGUGGGUAGAAAUAGAAGAGCUGAAUUAUCAGGGGGAGUGGUCUUCUGUAGAGGUCCAAUCCAAACCUGACGUCUUAUCAGCAGGGGUAUUUCAGCUACAACAGGGUCACUCCAGGAGAGUGAAAGUGCGCGUGCGGACAGUGACAGAGUCGGGAACCCUUCCUCUGAUACCAGAGACCAUCACGUCAGUAUCAGUAGGAGGGAUAACUAAUCGCAGCAAGCUACAGAAAGGUCUGGACAGUUACCAGGAGGAUGACCUCUCCAUUCUCCGAGACAAGUGGUCAGAGGCACUGGCCAAGAGAACAAAGUACUUAAAUGAACAAAUACAGAGUCUCAUUAACAAACAAGACAAAACGGAGGCUGAUUCUGACCGUGAGCGGGCUCUCCUGGACCAGUGGGUGUGUCUGACCGAGGAGAGGAAUGCUGUCCUGGUCCCAUCCCCGGGGAGCGGUAUCCCAGGGGCACCUGCCGAGGGGGAGACAGCCCCCAACCUGGAGAGGCAUACCCCUGUACUGUUUCUGGAUCUUAAUGCUGAUGACAUGAGUACAUCCCGAGCCAGGGAAGGCUAUCUUGCUGCGGGGGUAAAUUCUAUCCUACCUAAAGAGCAUGCAGGCUCCUUUGUCAACCUUCCCAUUACAAAAUCUGAAAUGGACAGUGGUUAUAUUUAUGCUGUUGCAUCGUGGGAUUCUACGGUCCAUGAUUCUGACUUACUGAACCGUGUUACUUCAUCCAAUGAUCGAAUUUAUCUAAUCCUGAAAGUAGUUGUCCGACUGAGUCACCCAGCUUACAUGGAACUAGUCCUCAGAAAGAGAAUAUGUAUCAACAUUUAUAACAGUCUCAGCUUUACCAGUCUGACAGGCAAACUCAGACAAAAAAUCACAGGCACUGAGAAGUUUUUUGAGAGUGGUGUAACCUACAGCAUGGUUUCCAACAUUCCAAAAGCUUCUGAAGAUUUGGAGAAUAUGGAAACCUUGGCCAAGAUGGCCGCCUCUCAGAACGACAUGAACACGGCCGAUGGGGAGUCGUACAUAGAGAAGUACCUUAAAGGUGUGCAGGGAGUGGAGAGUAUACUGAUGGUGGACAGACUCCGACAAGAAGUCGCCGUCAAAGAGCUGUCCUCUCAGAAGUCACGAUCUCUCACCAAGACUUACAGCGUCCCAAACAUACAUCAGAGUGUGAUGUCACCAUUGCAGGAUAGACAGCAGAAUCUUCGAGCAGACAGUAUACAGGAUUUGUCACAUGACCUGAGUUUGUCUCCGGCUCGACUUGGAUCCCCAGAGAGACCAAACUUUCUGAAUUUGAGAUCUCUUGCGAUCUCACAACGUACGUGUACUACUCUUCUCUCGAUGUGUUACCACGCUCUGGCCAAGUCUGCCUUGAGUCCUCACGGUGUGAAGGCCAUAAAACCCCUAAAUACCCUCCAGGAGGAGCAGAACCGACGAGAGAGGAAACCCCUACUGAGGGGGGACACAGACGAGGAGUUGGAGGAUGAAGAUUUAGUGAACAAGACACAGUCCUCUAAAAUUGAUACAGAUCCUAACAGUGGAGCAUCAGAUGACUUCCAGGAGUUUGAGUCUUACCAUCCCAUAGAAGAGAGCCAGAAAACAGUGACCUCAGAUGGGUUAGCCCACUCCUGUACAAGUGACAGCCUAGCUGAUGUACAAUGUAAAAAUUUCACCCCAAGUCUUGUCUCCAGUGGUUACGGAUCACAGGCUGUUUCCAUGUUAACUCUGUCAUCUGAGGAUUCACUCAGUAUCAAAAGUAUAGAGGACAAUGUAGAAUCUAAAAGAGGACAUAAAGGCAGUCCGGAGCAAACAAGUAGCGACUCGGAUAAUGAGGAGAACAAAGAGGUUCCCAUUAAACUUACCAAUAGUGAUUCUGAGACAGUGGAAGUUCAGAAGGAGGCUAUGACCUCAAUUUCUGAAAGCAAUAUUCAUAUAGCAGAAAAUAAAGCUGAGGAGAGAGAAGAGCUGAAUAAGUCAAAUGUGGAUUCAAAUUGUUCAUUAGAUACUUCUACUUCAUCUUUAGAAGCCAGAGAUGGAAGUUUAGCAGAAAAACCUGAUCCCAAUGACAGUAAUGUUCAUUCUGCAAGUUGUGAUACAUCUUUAUGUGAAUUAAGUAGUGAUGUUGAAACAUCAAACAUUGAAGUGGAUUCGUCAAUAAUUUCUCAGUCUGAAAAAUUAAAACGAUCAAAGGAGGAGAGGAAAAAAAUUGUUGAAAGUCUUGGUGCUAUAAGUAAAGACACUACAACAAGAAAGGUGAAUAAAGAAAACAGGAAGAAGUCAGAGGGUGCGUCACAAAGGGCCAGUGCAAUAAGUGAAUUUGUGGAUCCCUACAGUGAAACAGCCAUGGAGGAGCUGGAAAAGUUAGCCGCUGAGGAGGAGGAGGAGUCAGAAGAAUGUCCAGAGAAAGUGCCUCCAGUCAGGACUGUGGAGCCGCAUAUAUCAGAGACAACGGGGAAAUGUCCAUCAGGAAAACGGAGCCAGCAGCGCCCGGUGUCCUGUGUAGUGUCCCCCUCACGAGACAUGGUGUCUAUCUUGGAGGAGAGCAUGAAGAGGAACAGCCUUACUCUCCACCUCUCUGAUGAUGAAGAAAUGUCUGGUAAUGAUGACUCAGUAAGUGUGUGUUCAUUUGGAAGUAGAGCAGAUCUAGACAGACUACAGGAAAUCCCAGUACCCUCUUGGGUUCAAAAUGGAGAGAGUGUCAUAGUUCAGUCCUCAAAAGGGUCCUCUAAUACAGGAGUGGUCAGAUUUGUAGGAAACGUGGAGUUUGCAACAGGCCCAUGGGUUGGAGUGGAACUUGAUUUACCAGAAGGUAAAAAUGAUGGCUCUGUUAAAGGCACCAGGUACUUCAAGUGCAGGUCACGCCAUGGGAUUUUUGUGCGUCAUGAUAAACUGAUAUUAGACAAGAAAAGACGAGGGUCGCGUAAGCAAGCCAAAGAUUUGGCCAAAAGACACAGCAUGGGUAGUCCAGCUAAUAUGGGGGCCAGUUUGCCUAACAACCAAUCCUCUAGUCCAAACAAUACAGUUGUUAAAAGCAGUGCGAAAAAAAAAUUAUAAUGGAUGUCAUAUAUCUGAAAUAAGACUGAUGUGAUGUUAUGAAACUAUUCUGAUGUUCUCUUUGAAAUUUAACAUUUCACAAGGAGUUGGGUUUUCCAUAAUUAAUUUGUUCAUGAAUAGUUUACAAGGCUUUUUUCUUGUAUUUAUGUCAGACUUCUGUGUAAAAUAGCUGAUAUAUAAUAUAUAUACAGUUUGUGUAAAUGUUAAGCAUUUUAUUUAUAACCAAAUGCAGAAAUAAUCGUGUUUUAUUAGAUUUGUUACAUGAUUAAAAGCACUCUGGCAUUAUUGUAUGUAAAUUGUGCAUUUGCAUCAUUUAAUGAUUUCAUAUGUUCAUUUUUGCUGAUUUUUGCUAAAUGCUGUCUUUACAGCUAGAUAAUAUUGAUGAGCUUUCAGUAUUAAAGUUAUUAACUAAAGUGAUAUUUCCCAACAUGUCAUAGGGGAAACUCCACAAAUAUGUGUUGUGCUAAAUUUUAGAAUGUGAAAUUUAUUUGAAUGCUUCCAUGGCUAAACAAAGAGAGCCUUUGAAGUUGUAGGAAAAUCCCAAGACAUGGAUCUCUAUAAUGUAAGAAGGUCUUCCAGCAGACGUUAAAGAGAGGAAGGAUAAAUUGUGAGCUGUGAGAAAUUGACAUGUACUUGUGAGAAUCUAUAUAAAUCAUGUCAAAAAGGCACUUGUAGGCUAAUAUGUUGAGGGAUUAGGAUUUUUGUGACAUAAACAUUUUUGUACUUAAUAUUGAAUCAACAAUCUUUAUCUCACCUGAGGCAAAAGAAAAAGUGAACUUUUCAGAUCAAAUUUGUCCAUUGUUUAUCAUUCCUUUUUCAAAGUUAACAGUUCUUGAAAAACACUAGGUCAAUUUCAACCAAACAUAGCAACAACAAAAAAGAUUUUCAGAGAAAGGAAACUGAAGUCUAUUUGCCCUUUCAAUGCAAGAUAAUUAGAAGUAUAGUUAAAUGGCAUCCUUAAAAAUCUUAUGAAAAAGGGA